AUGGACGCAGGCGGUCUCGCUCAGAUGUCCUUCAAUAACUUUCCUCCACCCAACGGGCUGGCCAUUCCCUCCGGAGGUCUGGCUUCCCGUCGCGGCAGCCAAAAUAUCAAACCCCUCUCGUUUGAUGCCAUCAAGCAGGGAGCCCCCAACGUCAAGGACGGUGGCCUUCCCACCCCUCGCACCAGCCGAUCCCACCUGCUUGCAGGGCUGAGGACUGCGCCCAAGUCUGCCACAGCUGCCUCGUUCGGUCCUAUGUCGCCUUCGGCCGACGUCUCCGCCCAACACUAUGCUAGGAACAGCAUGGCCGGCAACGUCCACGGUUACGCCCAGGACAACAAUGCCCUCAAUGGCCCCAAGACGGCCUUUCCUCAGUACGGCGCUCAGCAGGGCGGUCACCGGGGCAUGGUGGGGCAGCACCGCCAACAGCAGUACACGGUUGAUCAGGUUCUUGCGCCCCCGGAAAUUCCUCUCGACGAGCAGUCCCAGGAGCACAUGGACCCCAACCUGUACGCGCAGCUGGUUGCCACCAAUUUGUACCUCGCCCAGCAGCAGCAGCGUCUUCAGCAGCAGCUCAUGACCCAGCUUGCCAUCUACGAGCAGCAGCAACAGCUCCGGAACAUGCAGCAGCAGCUCGGCGUCCAAGCUGCCAUGGGACAGGGCCAGCAGGUCUACUACAACCCCGCCACGGGCCAGUAUUACAUUGACGCGACCGCGAAUCAGAUGGGUUCCCCCUAUGCCGAGCAGCCGCCCAUGACGCCUGGUUUCCAUGGGUUUCAGCAGCAGCAGCAGCAGCAGCAGCAGCAGCAGCAGCAGCAGCCUCGUCAGCAGCAGCCCGGUACCCCGCGACUUCAGGUAUCGCCACCGCCGGAACACCAAGCGCCGUUCCGAAGCGCAUCGCCUCCGAAGCGCUUUGAUUCUCCGUCAGACGUGACCCCCCUGCCGCCUCCAUCGGCCAAUGCUUUCCGCCGCGGCCACAAGAAGUCCUCCUCUCUGGCGCUCGCGAGCGGCUUGCCCGCUGCUGCCGGGGCCUUUGCCGACCCUCCCAUGUCGGCCGGGCCCAAGACCACUUCGUUUCCCUUGACACCGAUGACCGGAGGAUACGGCCCCGGCCAAGCCCGUGCGGGAGAGCACCCCGUUCGACAACCCCGAGGCCCGCCUUCGCUUGAUGAGCUGAGGGCGAAGCCCACUUCCAAGCACGAAGGUAGCAAGAACUUCGCCACUCGCACCCGACGAUCUGCGGUGCACAACCUUGUGCGGGCGGGCCUGGAGCGUCGAAAGGGCACCACCAGCUCCCCUGGUACCAUUAGCCCGGUGUCCGAGUCGGCCGAGGAAUCCUCGACCCCCAUUACCGACAACGAAUCCGAGUCUGGCCGUAGCGGCUCGGGAAGCUUGGUUGGCGAGUCGGAGUAUGCCAGCUCUCGUGCUUUUGCCAGGGGUGGCUGGGGCGCCAUCGGUUCCGAUCGACCCAGCUCUCGCUCUACGGCUCGUGCCGGCGACGACGGCGCCAGCAACGGCGGUGGAGCCCCGGCUUCCGAGUCGGAUGGCGGAUCCUUCGCUGACGUGUUCAAGAAGGGUGCUCUGCGAGCAUUCAAAGCACAGGAAUCGGACGGUAACCGCAAGCCUUCGAGGCUGGUGCUGACGAGCAUGGAGAAGCGCAAGGCAGUGCCCAUGGCGUAA
Molecule: messenger RNA, 1677 nt
Organism: Drechmeria coniospora
Lineage: Eukaryota; Fungi; Ascomycota; Sordariomycetes; Hypocreales; Ophiocordycipitaceae
Exons: 2
Coding region: 1-1677 (558 amino acids)
Source: RefSeq, a predicted model, not a curated record